Molecule: messenger RNA, 3494 nt
Organism: Eriocheir sinensis (Chinese mitten crab)
Lineage: Eukaryota; Metazoa; Arthropoda; Malacostraca; Decapoda; Varunidae
Exons: 10
Coding region: 222-2702 (826 amino acids)
Biological process (GO): regulation of transcription by RNA polymerase II
Molecular function (GO): DNA-binding transcription factor activity, RNA polymerase II-specific; RNA polymerase II cis-regulatory region sequence-specific DNA binding
Source: RefSeq, a predicted model, not a curated record
AGUCAUAACUAAGGCGGGAGUGUGUCGUGUCGGGGUCACUGCCAAGCGGACACAUCGCUGGAUCAGACAAACCUGCUCAGCUAGUUUGGCGAGGAUAGUAUUAGUGGCUCUGAGUUGUAAGCGCGUGUGAGGUGUGAGGAGGGACGUGCCGCAGAUAAAUCGGUUUGUUUACCUGAGCGCCGAGCAGUGCCCUGUUGAGAGUACAUACAUUUGGAGGAGACAUGAGCGACACGGACAUGAGCACCGACUCGCUGGAGGACUGCGGGGUGGACCUGCAGUUCGGGGACCAGACGCUUGACAACCUGGCCGGCUCCCUGCUUGCUUGCACGGAUGAACUCUUGGACGGGAAGAACUGUGAUCCCAACGAACACGAUCAAGAUUCUUCAGCUGAGGUGGAGAACGUAGAGAAGCCAGGAGGCGACGAUGAGAAGGCGGGAGACCAUGACGAUGACAAUGACAAAGGGAGUGGCGAUGAUGAAGUUGGUGGAGAUGAUAAUGAUGAUGAUGAUGAUGAUGCAGAUAAGGACAAAGAUGAUAGCAGCAGCGACAGUGAUAGCAGUGACAGUGACGAUAGUGAUAGCAGUGACAGUGAGACCAGUGAUGACAGCGAGAGUGGCAGCGAGGGCGAGAAAAAGGGAGGUCAAGAGGAAGAAAACCCUGCAGCCGUUGUUGAGCGUGAAGCGGAAGGCGGAGGGAAGGACAGAGACAGAGGCCGCAGGGAGGUGAUGUCGGAAGAAAAUGAGGAUGGAGAAGAUGAAAAAGAGGGAACGCAGCACAAUGAUGUAAUGGAAAACGAACUUGAGGAGACUUGCCCCCUUGAUCUUUCCCGGCGGCGGGUCUCCUCACACACGCCCACUGCUCCUGCUGAACCUCUGGCUACAGGGACCGUCCGAAAGAACAACACCAUAAACAUCAGCAGUGAGAGGGAUCGUAGAGGAAACCCAAGGAGUUAUCUGUACAAGGUCAAAACUGAGAACCUGAGUGAGGCUGAGGAAAACAACACCGACAGUGCCCAGGAUGAGGCGGCGCCGCAGGGGAGGCAGGCCAACGACAAGGAGCAGAACGAGGAUGCGUCUGUGUCCCUCGGCUACUCGGAGUCACUGGACGAGAUGUUGCUCCAGCACGGGGAGUUCCCAGCCGCGCCCCUGUCCCCACACUCCUUCAGGUACCACAACGGAACCAGCCCACUGCACCAGCCGCGCGCCCGCAAACGUUACCGUCGGAGCCCGGUUGCCACGCCGACACCCCGCGGCCUCGGCAACCAGCACCAGCAUCAUCAUCAGCACGGGUCCCCAGCCUCCCUGCCGUCUGUGGUGUCCUGGAGAACCGGUGGCGGCGGCGAGUCUCAGUGUUCAUCCGGCAAUCUCGCGGCCGUGGAGAGCAUGCUGCAGGCUAUCAAGAAGGAGUGUCUUCCUGCCACUCAUCACAACCCGACUCGCUGGUCCCCUGGCGCGCUCUGCCUCCCUCCUGAAGCACACCACCCACCCCGCCCAGCUCACCACCCAGCAGAAGUUCACCCGUCAGGCAGAUCCUUCAGUCGACCACCCAUUGCCCACCAGCCACCGCCCAAAGCCCAUCAGCAGGCACCCAGAGCAUACCAGGAACCACCCACCGCCCACCAGCACCCGCCCACCCCCCUCUGGCAGCUACCCUCCUCUCACUACCGGCAGAGUCAACGCAGCUGCUCGCCAAAGGUGGACGUGACUGAAGGAAGAAGGACGGAAACAGGCGGCGGCCGCAUAGACAGAUGCGGGUGGUCUCCGCGCCGUGCUGUAAUCAACAACGUGGUCAUGAAUCUCAACACGUGUGUCUUCCGCUCACACCCGCUGUUCCCGCUGCUCCGUGACCUGGCGGUGGUGGACCAUUACUACGACAAGGCGGCCUUCAACUUGGCUCCCCUCCUCUCCUUCCUGCCCCAAAACACGGAGGAGAUGGUGGCCCUCUACCUGCGAAGGAACCCUCAGGCAGCACUUGACCCCCGCGAGGACCUAUACAGCCCCGCGGUGGACGGCGUGGUGCUGGACGCGGUGGCCUACACACACCGCUCUCUGCUGGAGAAAGUAAAGUCUGCGCAGAGAACCUCCGCGACUAAAGACUGGGCCAAGGAAGGGCAGAGAGAAGGCUCGGGAGUGGAGAAAAUGUACGACCGAUACGUUAGUGUUCUCCGCUCCUCCACGCCCAUCCCGCCCACCAUGACGGAUGAGCGCAGCGAGGCUGGCGGGAGGGAUGCAGUCGCCGCCCACAGCCACAACCGCGACUGCAAUCUCGGAAAGGACCUCUGCAUGUCACUCGACUCAAUCGCGCAGCUAGACACCCAACUAGCGCCUCUGUCCCCAAUCCCAGACACCAGCCUCGCCCUCACCCUCCACUCCCUCUCCGCCUCGUACAGCUCCAACGCCUCCCUCUACAGCGGCGGCCUUCAGAGCACCACCCUCGCCACCAGCAUCUCCUCCACCACGCCGCACAGCUACUCCCACACGGACGGUCGGCGGCGGACCCCUAACACGCACCACAGCAGGGAGGCCCGCGACGUGUUGCAGGCGUGGCUCAAGGACCACCAGCAUUACCCCUAUCCCGACGACUACCAAAAGAGCGUCCUCGUGCGGCGGACGGGGCUCACGGCGCAGCAAGUGACGCAAUGGCUUUCCAACGCCCGCCGCCGGCACCUCCCUAGGCUGAGGGCGGGCCAGGCCAUGCAGUGACCGAACAGCGGCGUGGCGCAAAGUUAACUGGGACAAAGCGAGGACUUAAUUAACCGUAACCAGACCAGAGGAUGCAAUAGGAAAGAGUACAGUGGAAAGAAGGCUGUUCUAGAGUGUACCACUGAAAAGGAUGAGGGACUGAGGAUAAUGCUUAACUCUUGCAACAGGAAGUGGGACAGCAUAGGAAUGACUGUGGGUAAAAGGUUUUGUGUAGCGAGGUCGAGGGAAGGGUAGGGAGGGGGGAGCGGUAUGCACGUACCUAGAGAGCAAAGUAAAUGCUUUUGAAUUAGUGUAUCGAGGGUCCUUUUUAAAAGCUGAAGUAAAUUACCUUUCAUGCUCUUGUUAAAAAUUGAUCUCGUGUAAAAGUGGAGCCCUUCCCCAUGACAAUGAUGUGUCCUGUUGAAAGAGAUGUUAAAAAAAAACCCUAAACUGUAGUAGAAUCUAUAUCAGAGUCGUCACCUAAAAUUGUUUUAAAAUAAUUUUUCCAUACGAGUUUAUGUGGUAACUGAGACCGGGCUAAAGGAACUGCCCAAGGAAAGUUAAGGCCUUUGUGCAAGUUGCUACACAGUGAAGAACUCUGUGCAGGUUAUUCUCAUUUCUUGAAUUCUUGAAAACUAUAUGACUGUUCAGCUUUCAAGUGUUUCAAGAAAUAUACGAGAACUGAUCCACGUAUGUUCUGGCGAAUAGACUUAUAAUAUUGACAACAGCAUGACUCAAGUGAGCAAACCCAAAAUCACUGUACGUUUGACCAGGUAUAAGGGGAACUUAAAUAAAGAUAAAUUUUGUGUGGUA